Molecule: messenger RNA, 714 nt
Organism: Aspergillus tanneri
Lineage: Eukaryota; Fungi; Ascomycota; Eurotiomycetes; Eurotiales; Aspergillaceae
Product: histidine kinase osmosensor
Exons: 2
Coding region: 1-714 (237 amino acids)
Biological process (GO): cellular hyperosmotic response; signal transduction
Cellular component (GO): membrane
Molecular function (GO): phosphorelay sensor kinase activity
Source: RefSeq, a predicted model, not a curated record
AUGAUCUCAUCGCUAGAUUUGAGUGGAGAGACUUUGGAUCUCAAGGAAGCGAUGAAUAGGAUGAUUACUCGAUUAAACCAGUUUGCAUCUGAAGUUUGUAAAGUGGCUCGUGAAGUUGGUGUCGAUGGUACCCUUGGUGGACAGGCUGCGGUUCCCAAUGUUGAAGGAGAGUGGAAGGUGCUGGCAGACAAUGUCAAUAUAAUGGCGGACAACCUGACGUCACAAGUUCGAGCCUUUGGCCAAAUCACAAAUGCCGCCACUGAUGGUGACUUUAGUAAAAUAAUUACAGUGAGCACCUCUGGCGAGAUAGACGAGCUGAAACAAAAAAUAAACAAGAUAGCCUCCGACUUGCGUGAUAGAAUUCAGCACAAUAUUGCAGCUAUGGAGGCUGCUGAGCUGGCAAACAAGAGCAAAUCGGAUUUCCUUGCGAAUAUGAGUCAUGAGAUACGAACACCCAUGAACAGUAUUAUUGGCAUGACUCAACUUACCCUUGAUACAGAUGAUCUGGCUCCGCACACCUGGGACAUGUUAAAUGUGGUCCGCAACCUGGGAAAUAGUCUCUUAGUGAUCAUUAAUGAUAUCCUCGAUGUCUCUAAAAUCGAAGCUAAUCACAUAGAGAUCGAGGCUGUUCCAUUUAGCCUGGGGCAAGCUAUAUUUAAGGCCCUGAAAACUCUUGUGGCUGCAUGUAGUGAAAGAAGCUUUUGCCUUAUAUAG